Callithrix jacchus (white-tufted-ear marmoset) is the source of this 2247-nucleotide messenger RNA. The record is from RefSeq and is a predicted model, not a curated record. NCBI's taxonomy places the organism in Eukaryota, Metazoa, Chordata, Mammalia, Primates, Cebidae.
UUCUGUUUGUUAGUUUUCCUUCUAACAGUCAGGCUCCUCUGCUACAGGUCUGCUGGAGUUUGCUGGAGGUCCACUCCAGACCCUGCUUGCCUGGGAGUCACCAGUGGGGUCUGCAGAACAGCAAAGAUUGCUGCCUGUUCUGUCCUCUGGUAGCUUUGUCCCAAAAGGGUACCUGCCUGAUGUCAGCCAGAGCUCUCUCGUAUGACAUGACUCACAGAUAGGAUACACGGGGGGUCAGGGAGCCACUUGAGGAGGCAGUCUGUCCCUUAACAGAGCUCAAGCACUGUGCUGAAGGAUCCAUUGCUCCCUUCAGGGCUGCUGGGCAGGGAUGUUUAAGUCUGCUGAAUUUGAACCCACAACCGUCCCUUUUCCCAGGUGCUCUAUCCCAGGAAGCUGGGAGCUUUGUAAGUCCCUGACAAUCUGCCCUCUUUUGUUUUUUUCUGAGAUGCCCUGCCCAGCAAGAAGGGAAUCUGCUUGACAGUCUGCCUGCAGAGAGGCCUUGCUGAGCUGCCAUGCUGGGCUCUGCCCAGCUGCUGUGUAAACUUCCUGGUGGCUUUGUUUACACAGCAAUGUGGAACCUCUUACUGGAGCGUCAGCAAUGGUGGGUGCCCCUCCCCCUACCAAGCUCGAACAUCUCAGGUCAAACUCAGACUGCUGUGCUGGCUGCGAGAAUUUCAAGCCGGUGGAUUUUAGCUUGCUAGUGUUCGUAGGGGUGGGACCUGCUGAGCCAGCUCACUUGGCUCCCUGGUUCAGCACCCUUUUUCAGGGGGAAUGAGCAGUUGUCUCUCGUUGGCGUUCCAGGUGCCACUUGACUAAAAUGGCUGCCUAGUUUCAUGUUGGAAACCUGGGCACUGGCAUUGUAGGUGCCAGAGGGAAUCUCCUGGUCUGUAGGUUGUAUAGACUGUGGGAAAAGUGCAGUAUCUGAGCCGGAGUACUGAAGUGUCCAGAAAAGUCCCUAAUGGCUUCCCUUGGCUGGGAGAGAGAGUACUCUGGCCCCUUGUGCCUCUCAGGUGAGGCAAUGCCCCACCCUGCUUCGGCUUACCCACCUUGGGUUGUUCCUACUGUCUAACCGGUCCCAAUGAGAUGAACUUGGUAUCUCAGUUGGAAAUGCACAGAUCACUCAUCUUCUGUCGCUCUCUCACUGGGAACUGCAGACUGGAGCUGUUCCUAUUCAUCCAUCUUGGAGGACGUCUGGCCUGUUUGACAUUUUCUAUGUACAGAGCAAUAUCAUCUGUGACUAAUGAUGGUUUUAUUUCUUUCCAAAUUUUAAACCUAUUAUAUUUUCCGGAUCCUACUCUCACUCACAAUGUCCGUGAAGAUAAGAUGCAAAAUGACCAACCGGUACCUGAUAACGUCUUGUAAACAGUUCUACCUGGGAUUAUUAAUAUGGAAGCUGAUGGUAUUUCAUCCAUGAGUUACCAGGUAUCUGUGUACAUUUGCUUGUAAGUUGGAUUGUCCUACUUUGUUUUCAUAUGUAUGCAUGGUGUCAUCAAGGAAAGAAGGUAGUUUGGUUGUACUUUCUUUUGUGAGCUCAAUUUGGGUGAUCUCAGAUCACCACCUGGCAUAUCUUCUCCUUAUUUAUGAAAUAAUUUCUUAGAAACUGAGCAUCAGAGGGACAUACCUGUGGGGUUGACAUAAUGCAUGUACCUCACAGCUCAACCUUUUCAUUUGAUUUUCAGAUGCUACAGUCACUCACAAUAUCUGUGAAGAGAAGAUAAAUAAUGGCCAUCCAGCACCUGAUAACUUUUUGCCAACCAUUACAUGAGUGCUUAUUAAUCUGUCAGGAGCUGGCAUUCCGCCCAUGAGUACAAGGGAUCAGUACUCGACCGUCACUCACAAUGUCCGUGAAGAGAAGAUGGAAGAUGGCCAACCAGCACCUAAUAACAUCUUGUCAGCUAUUCUGCCAGGGCUUAUUAAUAUGGCAGGAGCUGGUAUUCCAGCCAUGAGUGCCAGUGAUCUCUGUAUGUUCUCUUACGCCACCAACAAUCGUAAUCUCCAUGAGGAGAAGAUGAAAAACCGCCCAGAAGCACCUGAUAACUCCUUGUCAGUGGUUCCACCAGGGCGUAGUAAUAUGUCAGGAGCUUGUACUUCAUCCAGGAGUACCAGGGAUCUGUGUGACUCACCAGUCACAGCAAUGUCUUCAAUGGAAACUGCCAAAUACGCCACAAAUAUCUCCUGCUAUGGCAAAGAAAUUUAAUGAUGAUGUAAAAUAUCAAUUAAUGAAAGAAGUUCGAAGGUGUGGGCGAA